UAGCAUUCCAAUUUCACUGUUUCCAAGCAAUUCAAUUCAAGCUAUAUACUACCUAAAUCAAAUACCAAGAGAUUAAGAAGAUGCAACAAUCACUCUUCUCAUUUUCAUUUCUAUUUCUCUUUCUCCACUUCACAAAAACCCUAACCCAGUCACCAGCUGCAGCUCCAGUGCAACCACCACCAGCGGCACCACCGCUCCAGGCACCCCCAUCACAACCGCCAUCUGGGGUUCAAGUACCUGUAACACGUGGACCUCUAGAUGUGGUUAAAGUCCUCGGGAAGGCCAGCCACUUCACGGUCUUCAUUCGCCUAUUAAAAGCAACUCAAGUGGAUACAGAGUUAUUUUUGCAGCUCAAUAACACAAACAAUGGCGCAACAAUCUUUGCACCAACAGAUGGUGCAUUUUCAGGGAUUCAAGUAGGGACCCUGAACUCCUUAACCGAUGGAGACAAAAUUGAGUUGGUGAAGUUUCAUAUAGUACCUACAUUUAUAUCAACUUCACAGUUUCAAACUGUAAGUAACCCUGUACGGACACUAGCGGGAACUGGUAAACGGUUUGCUCUUAACGUGACAACUGCAGGGAAUUUUGUUAACAUAACAACAGGACUCACAAAUACAACAAUUUCUGGCACUGUAUAUUCCGAUAAUCGGCUUGCAAUUUAUCAGGUUGAUAGAGUAUUGCUUCCUCUCGAUGUGUUUACUCCUAAGCCUCCUGCUCCUGCUCCAGCGCCAGCAUUGGCACCGGAAAACCCCAAAAAGACGGCUCCUUUUGUUGAGAGUCCUAACUUUAACAAUCCUAAGGAUGUUUCAGGUUCAGUGAGUUUAUUAUUUUUGGAUAAUUUGUUGGUUUUUUCCACCGUUCUUAUAGUUUCUGCAAUGCUUCAGUUUUGAUAGGUAUAUAUCGGUGUUGGGAGCCUUGUACUUUUUUUUUUUUUUGUUAUAUGAUUUCGGCCUUAUUACUCUUUAUUGUCGGUGAGUGAUUUUGAAUAAUUCAUAUAUCUAUUUUUCUCAAAUAUAUAUGUACAAAUAAAAGUGUAAUUCAUUAAAAUUUCUUCUAUAAUAUAAAUACAGUGCGAGUUCUUUGUUA
Jatropha curcas is the source of this 1086-nucleotide messenger RNA. RefSeq names its product fasciclin-like arabinogalactan protein 12. The record is from RefSeq and is a predicted model, not a curated record. Gene Ontology annotation, cellular component: plasma membrane. NCBI's taxonomy places the organism in Eukaryota, Viridiplantae, Streptophyta, Magnoliopsida, Malpighiales, Euphorbiaceae. Gene Ontology annotation, biological process: plant-type secondary cell wall biogenesis.